Molecule: messenger RNA, 1812 nt
Organism: Alnus glutinosa
Lineage: Eukaryota; Viridiplantae; Streptophyta; Magnoliopsida; Fagales; Betulaceae
Product: LRR receptor-like serine/threonine-protein kinase GSO1
Exons: 2
Coding region: 177-1628 (483 amino acids)
Molecular function (GO): protein binding
Source: RefSeq, a predicted model, not a curated record
CAGCUGUCCCCUCCUUGAUCUCAUCCCUGCACUGCCAUUUUUCGUUUUUGUCUUCACCCCAUGCGUGCAAUCCAAUCUAAAAGUGGGAUCAAACUCAGAUGCAACGUGUGAUCCCUUCAGGGUUAUAAAGGAGCCCAUUGUUUUUCUCUAGUCUCCCAGCAAAAUCCAUUUCCAACAUGAAGAAGCUCUCUUUCUCUUCCCCACCCUUACAUUUCCUCUUCUUCUUCUGCUCUGUCGCCACCCUCCGGUACCUCACUGUCAAUGCAGCCACCUGCCACGUGGACGACGAGGCUGGUCUUUUGGGAUUCAAGUCCCGCAUCACAGCGGACCCCUCCGGCAAGCUCACCUCCUGGAAACCCGGUACGGAUUGCUGCACCUGGCCGGGUAUAAGCUGCCUGGGAACCAACCGGGUCGACAGUAUCUCUCUUUACGGCCAACUGGACAAGCCCAACACCUUCUUAUCCGGCCCAAUCUCACCCUCCCUCUCCAAACUCAAAUUCUUAGGCGGACUCUAUCUCCAAAAUCUCGGAAACAUUUCCGGUCCCUUCCCGGACUCCCUUUUCCAACUACCCGAGCUCAGAUACGUCUACAUCGAAAACAACAAGCUCUCGGGUCAAAUACCUGCAUCCAUCGGCAACCUGACCCGACUUUACGCGUUCAGUCUAGCCGGUAACCGCUUCAACGGGCCGAUCCCGAGUUCAGUCUCCAAGUUGACCGGGUUAACUCAGCUCAAACUCGGUCCAAACCUCCUCUCCGGCCCGAUUCCGUACGGGAUUCGACAGCUCAAGAACCUGACCUAUCUGACUCUCGAAAGAAACCGCCUAUCUGGCCCCAUACCCGAUUUUUUCGGGUCAUUCCCGGAGCUCCGAAUCCUCAAUCUCUCCAGCAACAGAUUUACCGGGAAAAUCCCACCGUCGAUUUCAGCCCUGGCGCCGAAACUGGCCUACCUGGUGCUGGGCCACAACAAUCUCCAGGGCCAAAUCCCGGAUUAUCUCGGGAAUUUCAAGGCGCUGGACACGUUGGAUCUCUCGUCCAACGGAUUCUCAGGAGUGGUGCCAAGAACCUUCAGGAACCUGACGAAGAUAUUCAACCUCGACCUUUCUCAUAAUUACCUCGUGGACCCGUUCCCGGAGAUGAACGUGAAGGGCAUAGAGUCCCUGGAUUUAUCCUACAACAGUUUUCAUCUUAAGGAAAUCCCAAAAUGGGUCACGUCGUCACCCAUAAUUUACUCUCUAAAGCUGGCCAAGUGUGGGAUCAAAAUGAGGUUGGAGGAUUGGAAGCCUGCGGAGACGUAUUUCUACGAUUACAUCGAUCUUUCGGAGAAUGAAAUUUCAGGGAGUGCUGUCGGGUUGUUGAAUCGGACCGGUUACCUCGUCGGAUUUUGGGCAUCGGGGAAUAUAUUAAAGUUUAAUUUGGAGAGUCUGGGGAUUGUAAACAGACUGAAGUAUUUGGACGUGUCCAGGAAUUUGAUGUUUGGGAAAGUGCCCAAGGCGGUCUCGGGGCUUGUGAAAUUGAAUGUCAGCCAUAACCACUUGUGCGGGCAGCUUCCGGCUACAAGGUUCCCGGCAAGUGCGUUUCAAGGAAACGACUGUUUGUGUGGCUCGCCGCUGCCACCAUGCAAAGUGUAGGCGGAGAUGCCACUAGCACUAGGAACGGAUAAUCGAAUAAAAUUUGAGAAUUGCGUUUGUCUUGGCCUCGAUGAUUCUUCAUUGUUACGAUAAUGCCAUUGAUUAUCGUAAACGGACGGUCUGAAUUUAUCACUUAAAAGAGUCUCCUGUGUGAAUGCUGGGACCUUAAAUGCGUGUAAGCGAC